UAUUCUAUAACUUAAUUAAACAUACAAACAUAUAUAUAAUCAUUCUCGUAAAAAAUAAUAUUUGAAAUUAAUUAUUCUUCUGUAAGAAAUGGGAAACUCUUGCAUGGCAGCAUCGUCAAUGGAAUGGGAUGGAGAGGACUGGGAAGCUGUUCAUCUUGAUCAUCAUCGGAAUAAGGAGAAUGAUAUGUUAGGAAAGCUUAGAGCUUCUUGUGAUGCAAAUGGUAAAGUCACGUUGAAGAUUUCAAAGUCUGAGCUAGCUGAGUUAUUGGGAGCUAUACAACAGAAUAGUAAUAAUCAACAGCCGCAGAAGCAAAUGAAGAUGAAGAAGAAGAAGGAAUUAGGUUCUGCAGAACAAGUUCUGUUUCGGUUAAUAAAAGCUAGAGAUCAUGAAGUUGCAGAAAAGCAUCAUUGGGGUAGUCACUGGAAACCGGUGUUAGAAACCAUUCCUGAAUGUUAAGCACUAGUAAAUAGUACUAGGGUUAGUAUAGUGGUUAAACCACCUAUCGACUUGUACAUUUUAAUGUUAGAAACCACUUCAAUUAUACAAGUGAAGAUCUAUAGUUCUGAAAAUUAUUAUUAUAUGAGACCUAAUUUUUUUUUUGUCUAAAAAGAUAAAUAAAAGCAAUCCAUUAUUCUA
Messenger RNA from Lathyrus oleraceus (garden pea), 637 nucleotides. RefSeq lists its product as uncharacterized. The transcript has a single exon. The coding region runs from base 89 to 457 and encodes 122 amino acids. NCBI's taxonomy places the organism in Eukaryota, Viridiplantae, Streptophyta, Magnoliopsida, Fabales, Fabaceae. The record is from RefSeq and is a predicted model, not a curated record.